AUGGUUUAUUUUGAUCAGGAUUUGGUAUAUUCGGUUCCAGUAGCUGCAAGUCUGGGAAUUUCAAUGUGUGGAAAUGAUUAAGUGGGUGACUCAUGCUUUAUUUCUGAGUCAAUUCAAGAUCAUUCAGGUCCUACAGUAGUAAUUUUGCUCAUGACUACUUUAACCGCAGAUGGUAGUGUUUAAUCUUGGGGAAUUAGAGAUGUCUAUAUAUAUGUUGAGAAAUGUCCUGAUGGAUGCUUAAUAUGCAAAGCCACUGAUUUAGCUAUUUAAUGUUUAACUUGGUAGCCAUUUUAUAGUAGUUGGACCUAACUAAAUGUAAAUGAAAUAUUAUCCGAUGGUUGGAACGUACAAUAUGGAAUUGCUGAAGCAACAGAAUGUGGAUCUACUGCUAUAUUAGGUGGUUCUUAAAAGUUAGAUAAGGGUACUGUUGUCGGUAGGUCCUUUUUUAACAUUCCAAAACAUGACAAAUUGAAGAUUUAAUUUUUAUGGGCGAAAAUUGGGGAUUGGAAUAAUUAUGAAGCAGAUCUAACAGUAGCUGGUGCUUCGGUUUGGAAAAAAUAAUUUGGAUCGUCUGAUGGUUACGAUUGGUAGAUUUGUGGAGAGAUAUAAUAACCAUAAUCAGAAUAUAAAACAUAGUUUUAUAGAGUUGAAGUAGAAUUAGAUCACACGAGCAGUCAAUUAGAUGUUUCAAAACACUCCAGUAAAUAUAAAACAACACCAUCAUCAUUUGGCAUCAGAGACUUUGAACGUAUUGGACUGGGGUUAUCGAUUUCAUUUGUGAAUAUUGCCAUAAAUCAUGUUACAAAUUGUGAUGGCUCAAAUUCAGAAGACUGUACUGAUUGUGGAGACCCUAUGAUAUAUUAAAAAUAAUUAGUGGCUGGUUAAUGUACAUGCUUAGCAAGAACAAUUGAAUAGUAUAACAUUGAUGGGACUACUUCAUGUUAAACUUGCCAUCCUAAAUGUGAGAGGUGUUAUAAGCCUUUUGAUAAUACUGUUAAUUAAUAUUGCACAAUGUGUUUAGAAGGAUAGAAUAGAGUUGUUUCUGAUUAAUUUAUGUGUGUUUGUAGAACAGGUUAUGGUGAUGAUGGCAUUUCUGAAGUUUGCUUUAAAUGUCAUUAUACUUGUGAACAUUGUAAUGGUUUCUUAGCAAAUAAUUGUACAAGCUGCUCAUCAUCCUCCAAUCGUAUUCUGACUUCUGAUAAUCAAUGUUUAUGCAACUUAGGAUAUUAAGAUACUGGAAUCAACGAUAUCAUCUGUAAAAAAAUUUGCCAUAAUACAUGCUCUAGUUGUACAUUUGUCGGAAUAGAUCAAUGUACAAGUUGUCCAGUUACAAGAAAACCAGAUAAAAUAGGAACCACUUUUCAAUGCUUAUGCGGAAAUUCUCACUAAUAUAGUGAUGACACAAAAUUAGAAUGUUAGGAAUGUCAUUUCACUUGUUUAACUUGUAAUGGAGGUUACGAUAGUAACUGUUUAACCUGCGACAUUGCUUAUCGGUAAUUAUCAAUGUAGAAAUGUAUUUGUCCGAAUGGGUAUUACGACUAAGGCUAAUUAAUCUGCUCCCCUUGCCAUUAUAAGUGUAUGACCUGUUUUGGUCCAGCUGAAAAUAAUUGUCUAACAUGUGCGAAUAGUAACAAUAGAGUAUUGAGGACUAAUCUAUGUUUAUGUCCAGAUACUUAUAUGGAAAAAUAGGCUGACCCUAUGUGCUACAAAUGCUCAUAUCGCUGUUCUAGUUGCAGCAUAGAAAUAGAAAAUUGUACAGCUUGCCCACCUCAAUCUUAUAGGGAUCUAGGAACAGAUAAUUCAUGCUCUUGCCAAGCUAAUAUGUACGAAUAACCUAAUAAUCCAAUUUGCAUUCCCUGUCAUUAUACUUGCUUAACAUGUAAUGGACCUGAAUCAAAUUAAUGCACAUCCUGUUAUACUUAAAUUAUGAGAUAAUUGGAUCCCUCAGGGUCUUGUUUAUGUAUGAAUAGUUACUAUGAUCCUGGAUAAGCUGGUUGUUUAGCAUGCAAUCCCCGUUGUUUGAAAUGUGUAAACUCUGCUGAUAAUUGUAUAUCUUGUAAACCAGAUAGAUACUUACAGGGCAAUACUUGUAUUUGCCCAAACAAGAUAAAUGGUGCCCUCAUUAGCAAGUACGAAAAAUCAGGCAAAGUUGAUUGUUGUCAUUAUACUUGCCUUGAAUGUUAUGGAUCCGAAUUUAAUCAAUGUAGUAAAUGUUUGGAUAGUGAGGGUAGAAUAUUAUCAAAUUCUACUUGUAUUUGUGCCUCACCAAAUGUUGAUAUUGGAGAACCAUAAUGUUAAAAAUGCCAAUAUAGUUGUGAAACUUGUGAAAGCAUGCUUACCAAUUGUUUAACUUGUGCUCCAAAUACUUUUAGAAAUUUAUCAAUUUCACGGUGCGUUUGUUAACAAGGAUAUUUUGAUGAUGGAUCUAAUCCUAUAUGCUAAAAAUGCCACUAUUCUUGCUAAUAUUGCUCCUCCUUUUCUACAAAAUGCGAUACAUGUUCAUCUACAUUCAAUAGAGUAUUAAAUCCAUUGAUUUUUACUUGUAACUGCAUGGAAUCUUAUUAUGAUAUUGGAGUUGAAGCUUGUUAGAAAUGCCAUUAUUCUUGUUUGGCUUGUAAUUCUUUUGGAAAUGAAUUUUGUGAAUCCUGUAAAGACAAGUCAAUUUCUUUUCGAGUCUUUAAUAAAGGAGUCUGUGUUUGUUUGCCUGGAUAUUUUGAUGAUGGAAUGUCUCCUAAUUGUCAGAAGUGCUAAAUUUCAUGUUUGACUUGUUAAAACACUGCAACCUAUUGUACAUCCUGUGAAUCAACGAGACAUUUUGAAGGGAAUAGUUGUUUAUGUAAUACAGGUUAUUUUGAAAUUGGUCAGGUUUUAUGUGAUAAAUGUGAUCAGAAUUGUUUAGAAUUGCUCAAUUAAUCCGAAGAUGUAAUUAUAAAUAAAAUAACUAAAACUUGCAUUUGCAAGCCUGGAACUAUUGAAAUUGAUGAAUAAUGCCAAGAUUGUGAUAUUACUUGUAAUACAUGUGAAAAUUCACUCACUAAUUGUACUUCUUGCAAAUCUUUGAGGUUAUUAUUUAACAAUUAAUGCAACUGUAUAGAUGGUACAUAUGAGAGUGGCAAUGAUAAACAGUGUUUAUAUUGUAGUAAAACUUGCGAAACAUGUAUCAACUAAGAGAACUAUUGUACAACAUGUUCACAGGAUAAUUUUAGAAUACUUUCUUUAGGAAAUAUUUGUGUAUGCAAGGAUGGAUAUUAUGAAGAUACAGUUUCUUUAGAUUGUAAAUCUUGCGAUUCGUCUUGUUUAACUUGUAAUUUAUUUUCUACUUAUUGCCUAACUUGUAAUGCUUUGUACAAUCUCAGUCUGGAUGCCUCAAAUAAAUGCGUUUGUUCUCCAGGGUUCUAUUUUAAUUCUUCGAAUUCAAAAUGUGAAGCUUGUCCGAUUUAGUGUUAAGAGUGUAGGUCAUAGCUAGAAUGCACAGAAUGUGAAGAUUUUACUAGAUAUCUUGAUCCAAAUAAUUUAGAAUGUCCAUGCAAAGACGGAUAUUAUGAGGUUAAUGCAAAGAAUUGUUAAUUAUGCGAUUAUAGUUGUAAGACUUGUUAAACUUCACCUACAAAUUGCUUAUCAUGUGAAUCACUCUAUUAUAGACUUUUAAAGUCUAAUUAAUGUAUUUGUUAGGAUGGAUAUUAUGAUAUUGGGAUUGAGAUGUGUUAACUAUGUGACCCAAUUUGUUUUACUUGUUAGUAGUCUUCAACUUAAUGCACUUCUUGUAACUAUACCCAACACUUUAGAUCAUUAAAUCUAAAUCAAUGUAUUUGUUAAAGUGGAUACUAUGAUAUUGGUUAAUUAAUUUGCCAAAAGUGCUCCAAUCAAUGUCUCACUUGUUAAGGGUAAAAAGAUUUUUGUACAAGUUGUGAUAUUUAUCAAUAUAGAAUUGAUCAAUCUUUUAUCAAUAAAUGCCCUUGUUAAUAAGGUUUUUAUUAAGAUAUCAGUAAAAUAUGUCAAAGAUGUCAUUAUAAAUGUUAAACCUGUGUUGACUAGAAAGAUAAUUGUUUAAGUUGUGUUUAAUCUUAAACUUCAAAUAGAUUAAGCAUCUCUAAGAAUUGUAUUUGCAAGGAUGGGUACUAUGAUAACAACAUGUAAUCAGAUUGCUUAAAAUGCAGUCCAUAAUGUAGAUUGUGUUAAAACUCAUCAAAUAAUUGUUUAAAUUGCUAUGGAGAUCUAAGAGAAGCACCUCCAACUUGUAACUGUAAACUUGGUUAUUUUGAGACUUUCUCUGGGAUUUGCGAACCUUGUGAAAAUUAAUGUUAAAGUUGUGAAAAGACUCCUUCUAAUUGUUUAUCAUGCUAAGAAGGUCGAAUCACUCAACUUUGCAUUUGUUAAGAGGGGUAUUUUGAAAGUGGAUAACCUCAUUGUGAUUAAUGUUCGUUUUAAUGUAAAACAUGCAAAAAUUCCCCAAAGAAUUGUUUAAGUUGUAAAGGAGAUCGUAUUAACAUACCUAUUUGUUCAUGUCCUGAUGGAUAAUAUGAUGAUUACUUGAAUGAUUCUUGUUAGGGUUGUAACUGGUUAUGCUAAACUUGCAACUUAAAUGGCUGUCUAACAUGUAAAGCCAAUAGGAUCUUAUCUCCUGAAAUGUCUUGUGAUUAGCCACUAGGUUCAGUGAGCUAUCCUGAUACUCCAUGGUGUUCAACUUGUUAAGUUGCUGUACUCAAAAUUAGGUUCUCUGAUGACUUACUGUCCAUAUAGGUCAAAUUUGAUUUUUCCUUGAAUCCAAAUUUUUUCAUUACUCAAUUUUAAGAGAAUAUUUGUAAAAAAAUAUUAGAAGAUCAAACUUAUCAAUUACUUGGUAGGAAUCCUAAUUGUUAUAUUGAUCCUAAUGAUGAUACCAUAAUAAUAUUAGAGGUAGGAUAAUAGCCUAAGAUUCUUCCAGGAGAUUUAAUCUUGUUCUAAGGAAACCAUUUGGGCCAUUAAGGUUGCGAUUAGCCUUUAACUGUUUUUAUCUUUAAUGAAAUUAAAAGCCCCAUAAAUCCUGUGUCUCCUAUUCUAAUAUACGAUGAACCUACUUAGUUAAUAAAUCCUUGUGAUGAUAAUAUAAUACCUUUGAAAUCAAUAUUAAAUGAUGGAUUUAGAAGUUUGGUUGAAAUAAAAUGGACCUAUUUUGUAAUUGGACCUAAUGGCAAUGGUGAGCUUGAUAACUUUAUUGCUUCAUAAACAAAAUACUAAAUUUUAGAAUUGGUAAUCCCAUUUGAAACUCUACCAAAAUAAUCCAAUAUUACAUUCGAAAUAGAAUUUCAAAAUUUUGUUGCAAAAUUAGGUGUUCAAUAAAUUAGAUUGUAAACCAAUUCUGGUCGUUUUCCAACUAUUUUUUGGGUUUCAAAACCUACAUAUUAUACCUUUGAACCUAUUGUUUUGGAAUUUAAAAUUAAAAAAAAGGCUUGUUCCGAUAUGAAUGCUACUUAAGUUGAUAACUCUUAAUUUUCUUUAUCAUUAGUUGAAGUGCAUAGAAAUGAUUCCAAUUCCAGGUCAUCAAGAGUAAAUUAUUCAGAAAUCACAAGUCAACAUAGUUUUAUUGUUACUAUUGAAAGAUAUACUUUAACUCCAAUGGUUGCAUACACUUUUGAAUAAACAACAAGUGAUAUAAUAGUAAACUUUUCAACUAAGAGAAAUAUUACAAUUGAAGUUAGCUCAGGAGGUAUUAUUUGUCAAUUUAAUGGUACCAAAAAGAUUUAGAAUCAUAGAAAAGAUACUUAAAUAUUCAUCUCAUGUAAAGAUUUAGAUACUUAAUACAAGUGGAAUUAGGAUCCUAAUAUUGAAAUUGAUGUCUAAUGUGUUGACUUUAAUAUGAAUUCCCUCUGUGUGGAUAUAUAAAACAAAAUAAUCCAAAUUAAUAAAACUGAUACUUUCUAAGCCAUUCCAAAAUACACAAUAUAUCCUUAUACUAUUUAAAGUUGGACAGUAGUGGCUACAAAACAAUCACGCUAAUAUAAAUUUGAAUAAAAAUUAGUCUAUAUAGAUGAAAAUUUUGAAUUAUUGAAUGUCACCUACAAUUAAGGAUAUCUAAUGAGACCAGUCAAUAACUACGAAAAUUUGGAGUUCAUCAUUAAUAUUCCUUUUCAUGAUAGGUAGUAUCUUCUUGAGUAUCAAGUUGCUAUCAUUUAUAAUUUCGAACUCAUAAAGAUAUUGCAAUCUGAAUACUUUUAAUUCUAAUUUAAUAUAUUUGAUUAUUAUUAGAAAUUUUCAGAUGGAAAUACAAUUAAUUUGAAAUUUUUGGCGUAGUUUACUAAUGAGAUCAUACCUUGCCAAGAGGAUUUACAAAUAAUGAUUAAUUUACCUCCUUCCUGUUUUGUGAGCUUGAGUGAAUAAAUAGUUCAAGCAUUAAAACCUUUAAAGAUAAUUACAAAUUGCCAUUUUUCUAAUGCAGCUCCAUAUACUUACCAAUUAAGAUAUUUUCUUCAUAAUUAAGAUUUAAUUGAUUUUUUGGAUCGAACAAAUGAUUAUUCAUUAAUCUUGAGUAGUUAUUCAAACUCAUAUAUUAUUCAAGGCUCUUUUCCAUUUUCUGAUGGCAUUCUUUUAAUAUAAGCAAUGGAUUCUAAGGGAUCAUACUCAAAUAUUUAGAAAUAGUUAAAUAUAACUUAGACUGUGCUUAAUUGUUCCUUGAUAAACAUUCAGCAAUAUACUUUAAGAUAUUAAAUUUCAUUAUUAUUAGAAAUCAUAAUGAACCAUAAAGCAUAAUAAAGUUGUAUUGAUCUUUCCAAAUAGUUAUACUCAAAUAUCAAAACCUUUUUAGAUGCAGAAGAGAAUGAUGAUCAAUUAUUAGUUUAUCAAACCGUGAAACUCUAUAAAAGAAUAAUCCAAGAUCAUGAUAAUUCAAACUCCAAAAAGAGAUUAUUAAAUUGA
Messenger RNA from Paramecium tetraurelia, 6891 nucleotides. RefSeq lists its product as uncharacterized. The record is from RefSeq and is a predicted model, not a curated record. The transcript is spliced from 23 exons. Lineage: Eukaryota; Ciliophora; Oligohymenophorea; Peniculida; Parameciidae.